Leucoraja erinaceus (little skate) is the source of this 3241-nucleotide messenger RNA. It is a transcript of the gene gipc2, whose product is annotated as GIPC PDZ domain containing family, member 2. The record is from RefSeq and is a predicted model, not a curated record. Gene Ontology annotation, molecular function: protein binding. The transcript is spliced from 6 exons. The coding region runs from base 82 to 1071 and encodes 329 amino acids. Lineage: Eukaryota; Metazoa; Chordata; Chondrichthyes; Rajiformes; Rajidae.
GAGGCGUCGGUAACGGCCGAGGGAGGCGUCGCCGCCGCCACCAUUGAAUGAAGGAAGGUUUGUGUGUGUGAGAAGUGAAAGAUGCCGCUCGGCCUGAAGAGCAAAUGGAAGCACAGGUCGCGGGACAGCAGCACCUUGGUGGAGAACGAAGGCGGGCCGGGAUGGAGGGGCGGCCGCGGCGGAGGCGGCCCGGCUUCACCAGGAGCGGUUGGGGGGCUCCCGCCGGCGCCCGCCCGCCCCAAGCUGGUCUUCCACACGCAGCUGGCGCACGGCAGCCCCACCGGCCGCAUCGAGGGCUUCGCCAACGUCCGAGAACUCUACGCCAAGAUCGCCGAGGUGUUCGCCAUCCCCGCCGCCGAGAUUUUGUUCUGCACAUUGAACACACACAGAAUAGACAUGGACAAACUCCUCGGAGGGCAGAUUGGUCUGGAAGAUUUUAUUUUUGCACACACGAAGGGUCUCAGGAAAGAAGUGGAUGUGUUCAAAGCCGAAGAGGCUCUGGGAUUAACCAUUACUGAUAAUGGAGCAGGAUUUGCUUUCAUAAAGCGUAUCAAAGAGGGCAGCAUCAUCGACCAAGUCAAGGUCAUCCUCGUCGGCGACCACAUCGAGUCAAUCAACGGCAAGGGCGUGGUGGGCUGUCGCCACUACGAAGUGGCCAAGAUGCUGAAGGAGUUGCCGAAAGGCAAGGCCUUCACGCUGAAACUGGUGGAAACUACAAAAGCCUUUGAUGUGAUUGAACCCCGAUCACGAGGAAAGCCAGGGGGUGAGGGCAAGAUCGGCACAGGAAGGGGAACACUACGAUUACGUUCGAAGGGACCUGCAACUGUGGAGGAAUUGCCUACUGAAUUUGAAGAAAAAGCCAUUAGUAAAGUGGACGACCUGCUAGAAAAUUAUAUGGGUAUAAGGGACACAGAACUCGCUGCAACCAUGGUCGAGGUCGGCAAGGACAAGAAAAACCCGGAUGAAUUUGCAGUGGCACUCGAUGAAGCGCUGGGCGACUUUGCGUUUCCAGACGAGUUUGUUUUUGAUAUUUGGGGAGCAAUAGGUGAUGCAAAGAAGGGAAGACUUUAGUGCUGACACUUCAAUAGGGAUGAAUAGGCAGCGUUUUGAAACUCUUCAUUGAUUAUUCCUUUUUUAAAAAAAAAUGUCAAAUGGACUCUGCAGCCUGAAUAGCAGAGUGAGCACAUUUUUAAUUGAUGUGUUCAAUUUGUCCUGCGAGUUCAUCGAAAGAAUAUCCAGUAAACCACAGGGUACCACCCUCACCCUCUGCCACUAUCUUCCCACCGGUUGUUGGGUUAAAGGCAAGCUUAUCUUUAUUAAUCUCACACUUUCCCGACAGGUCUCGAUAAACUAUUGAUUGGUUUACCGUGUCUGUUUCACCCUGGUUACCACUAGAGAGCAGUGCGAGAUGCUAUCAUUAAGGCACACGAGACCCAUGUAAACCUUGAUGGCUAUUUAUCACUGGGCAAAGUGUAGUAAAAAAAUUCGAGAAAGGUUUACUUCAGUGAAUAAUUAAACAACAAGCCCAGUUAGAAGCGAAGGCCUGUCGAAGCGUAACUGUGAAUAUAGAGCGUUUUAAAAAUGUAUGCCACCCCUGGUUAAUUUUGGUGGUAGCACUAAGGAGAUGUAAAGUGUGUUGCUCAUGUUGGCAGUUCCCAUCAGAAUCCUAAAUAAAGCAGGCACCAAUAUACAUCACAUAUUAUAAAUGGUAUCGGACCAAAGAUUUUCUAAGAAUGUUUCCCCUCAACCCAGUGGUGGUUUUGUCUAUUUUUUAAACAUGUGGGCCUAAUGUAUCUGAUCUUCGUACAAAGAAAUGCAAGCCAAAAAAAGGUGUUUUUAUAACUAGUCUCGUUUUCUAAAUUUGAAUGCCUUAAUUUGAUUUACCAUGGUGUGCCUGAUAGCAUGUGGUUUUUAGGAGCAAAUUGCUUGGUAAUUUUUGGGGAUGAUUGGUACCAGGGCAGUCGAUUAAACUAAUAUUGGAUAGGAUUUCUAUUGUUAGUAAUAAAUCUCGCACCUCCCGUUUUGGGUUCAUUUAAUCUGUAAAUACACAUUGCCCAUUGACUUGCCUGAAUGUAGGUUGGAGUUUAAUUGUGGCAGUUGUGGUUGUCGUUACCUGGGUCGAUGUUCUUGUCUGAACCACCUACCCCUUCCACCAAUUCAAGAGCCGGCCUUUGAUACUCAAUGGUGAAGACUCAGCCAGGACUUCCCAAACAGAACCAUUUUUAUAUAAUCCUUGAUCGGUGAGUCAAACUGUAUAACUUUUUUCACUCAUUGCUUGGGGAAAAAAGUUGACUUCACUUUUUAAUGCGUUGUGCACUCGAUUAUAAUUAACGAGAUUGCAUCGUGCAUUGGAUGUCCAUAAUCGUAAACAUCUUUAUUUAUUUAAACUCUUUCGUUCUACAUCCUGAUGGAUUUGUGUUGUUAUUGCUAUGAUUUUUUUCAAUAUGGUAUUGGUUCUUAAUACAUUUUUUAUAUAUCUUAUAACUCUAACUGUAGCUUAAAAUUAAUCUUUUACCUCAAAAACCGUUCUCAAAAGAGCAUCCAAAUUUGGUGUCAAUGUUAGGGUCUGGGGUGGUAGAUUUUUCUGAAGUGGUCCAUGCUACAUUAUUGAGGUGUGUUGCAUAGCCCCAUGCAUCUCUGGGUGUGUGGCAUAGCCCCAUGCUACAUCUCUGGGUGGCCUACGUAUUGGGUCUGGUGUGGCCCACUCUACAUGUAGAGGUGUAUGAUGGCCAAAGUAUGUACUCGAGUCACAGGUAUAUGUGGUUGGAGCUACACCAAGCCAUAGAUAUAAUGCCACAAACAUUCCCAUCAUGACCUAUUGAUGCCUGGAAGUUCACCGGCCAAGGAGGCAUCACCUGCCAUCUCCACUCCUCCACCAAUCUGUCCAAAUUCGCACCUUACAAAUAACUGACUUGGAGGGCGGGUCUAAUUCAUGAUUCAAAAUUUGGAUGCUUGAAAUCUUAUGGGAUCAAAACACAGCAAACUUUCUUCUGCACUUUCAAUAAAAGGGAAAAAUAGUUACUCCCAGUGAAAAUGACUUCCCGAGCACUGAUUUAUUAAGCGUACGCAGUGCAAAUGGAGCGUCAUAACUGGGCUUCGAAAGGCCACAAAAAUUAUAAUGACUACUUUGCCGAAAGCAAUGCACCUGUAUUGAACUACUGAAAACAAGAAAUGAUUUACACUACAUCAUGUUAAAAUGCCUUCUGUAAAAAUUGUUUUCUAUUAAAGUUUUUUUGACAAA